CCCGCCCUCGCCAACAUGGCGGCGCCCAGUUGGGGCACGUCAGAUUGCUUUAAGUUUUGGCUGGGGUUGGGGUCUGGGCUUUAGGCAGCAAGUGGGACCAGCGCUCGGGUCCGAGAGGGACGUGGGAAACUAGGGACGGUGGUGUGGCGCUGCCUGACUAAGGCGAGCGAAGAGCGGCCCGGGCCUGUCCGGGGUCGAGGCGCGCUCCUGAAUCGGGUCGGUGAUUGCGGGCCGCGGGGACUUGCGCCCGGUUGUGGGCCUGCGUCCCGUGCAGGGCUGGAGGGCAGGAACGCCCGAACCUCGGUCGUGGAUUGAGGGAGUCGGGAAUCCAGACUUUGACCUCCGAGGCCAGACCCUCGAGUUCCACUUCUUGUAUUUUUCUUCUGAGGAAUGAGUUGAAAAGGAUAAUUGUCCUCCGGGUUUCCCGUCUCUUGGAAACGGCUAGGAUAGUAUUUAGUUUCACAAUGUUUGGGGACCUAUUUGAAGAGGAUUAUUCCAGUGUGUCAAAUAAUCAGUAUGGAAAAGGGAAGAAAUUAAAGAAUAAAGCUUUGGAGCCACCUGCUCCCAGAGAAUUCACCAAUUUAAGUGGAAUCAGAAAUCAGGGUGGAACCUGUUACCUCAAUUCCCUUCUUCAGACUCUUCAUUUCACACCUGAAUUCAGAGAAGCUUUAUUUUCUCUUGGCCCAGAAGAACUUGGUUUUUUAGAGGAUAAGGAUAAACCAGAUGCAAAGGUUCGAAUCAUACCUUUGCAGUUGCAGCGCUUGUUUGCUCAGCUUUUGCUGUUAGACCAGGAAGCUGCAUCCACAGUGGAGCUCACCAACAGCUUCGGGUGGACUAGCGAUGAGGAAAUGAGACAACAUGAUGUGCAGGAACUGAAUCGAAUUCUCUUCAGUGCUUUGGAAACUUCUUUGGUUGGGACCUCUGGCCAUGACCUCAUCAAUCGUCUGUAUCAUGGAACCAUUGUUAACCAGGUUGUUUGCAACGAAUGUAAGAACAUCAGUGAGAAGCAGGAAGACUUCUUAGAUCUAACAGUAGCAGUCAAAAACGUAUCUGGUUUGGAAGAUGCACUCUGGAACAUGUAUGUAGAAGAGGAAGUUUUUGACUAUGACAACUUGUACCAUUGUGGAACUUGUGACCGGCUGGUUAAAGCAGCAAAGUCGGCCAAAUUGCGCAAGUUGCCUCCUUUUCUUACUGUCUCAUUACUAAGAUUUAAUUUUGAUUUUGUGAAGUGUGAACGCUACAAGGAAACUAGCAGUUACACGUUUCCUCUCCGGAUCAAUCUCAAGCCUUUUUGUGAGCAGAGUGAAUUAGAUGAUUUAGAAUAUAUAUAUGACCUCUUCUCAGUCAUUAUACACAAAGGUGGCUGCUACGGAGGACAUUAUCAUGUAUAUAUUAAAGAUGUUGAUCAUCUGGGAAACUGGCAAUUUAAACAGGAAGAAAGUAAGCCAGAUGUGAAUUUGAAAACUCUUCAAAAUGAAGAGGAGRUUGAUGAUCCAUUGGUGAUACUACAAGCAGUAAUAUUACAGGAGGAGAAUAAUCUAAUAUCUGUUGAUCAACUGGGCCAGAAACUGUUGAAAAAAAUGGGAAUAUCUUGGAACAAGAAGUACAGAAAACAUCAUGGGCCACUGAGAAAGUUCUUACAGCUGCAUUCUCAGAUGUUCCUUCUAAGUUCAGAUGGAAGCACAGUUAGUCUACUGAAGAAAGAUCCUGUCCAGUCUGACUUCCAAAGUACUGAUCAACAGAGUUUCCACUCGCUGGCUUUAGAAGCCCCAGGAUUAAGUGAUAGCACUGCCUGUUCCCACUGGUUUGAUAUAAAUGACUCUAAAGUUCAACCAAUCCAGGAGAAAGAUAUCGAACAGCAAUUUCAGGGCAAAGAAAGCGCCUACAUGUUGUUUUAUCGGAAAUCCCAGUUGCAGAGACCCCCUGAAGCUCUAGCUAACCCAAGAUACAGGGUCCCCUGUCACCUGCUGAAAGAAAUGGAUGCAGCCAACAUUGAACUGAAAGUGAAAAGGGCAGAAUGUGAUUCUGCAAACAAUGAUUUUGAAUUGCAUCUUCACCUGGGCCCUCAUUAUCGGUUCUUCAAUGGGGCUCUGCACCCAGUAACCUCUCAGGCAGAAAGUGUGUGGGAUUUGACCUUUGACAAAAGAAAAACUUUAGGAGAUCUCCGACAGUCAAUAUUUCAGCGCUGUGCACUGCCGCACAGUCGGGCUUUGUCCUGGCUAGUCCUGCCACCAUGCUUGCAAAGAGAUGAACUGUCGCUGUGUGAAGUUGACAUUGCUGAUGGGGAAGACAUCUUUGUAUGGAAUGGAAUGGAGGUUGGAGGAGUCCAGAUUGAGACUGGGAUUGACUGUGAGCCUCUGCUGUUAAACAUUCUUCAUCUGGAGUCAAGUGGUGAAGGCAAGAAGCGUGGGCGACUGAUAGAAUCGCCACAUGUCUUUCCUGCUAAUGCGGAAGUGGGUACUGUGUUCACAGCUGCGGCCAUCCCAGCAGGCAUCAUCCUUGUGAACAGCGCCGGGUCUGCAGAUGAAGAGAGCUGGACCACUGUGCCCGAGGAAGACAUGAAGAAGACGUUCAGAGAGCAGGGGCUCAGAAACGGAAGCUCCAUUCUAGUUCAGCCUCCUAAUAGUGAGGAUAGGAGUGUGUUGCCCAAAGAAGGGAAGUGGAUGAAUGGUAUGAAUGAGAUCGACUGGAUCCAGGUUAAAAAUUUAUGCCAGCUAGAAUCUGAAGAAAAGCAAGUUAAAAUAUCAGCAACUGUUCACACAGUGGUGUUUGAUAUUCGAAUUAAAGCCAUAAAGGAAUUAAAAUUAAUGAAGGAACUAGCUGAGAACAGCUGUUUGAGACCUAUUGAUAGAAACGGGAAGCUCCUUUGUCCAGUGCCAGACGGUUCCACUUUGAAGGAAGCAGAAGUGAAGAUGGGGAGUUCUUUGGGACUGUGUCUUGGAAAAGCACCAACUUCCUCUCAGCUGUUCCUGUUUUUUGCUUGGGGGACUAAUAUUCAACCUGGGACAGAGAUGGAGGUCAUAGUAGAAGAAACAUUGUCUGUGAAAGAUUGUUUAAAGAUAAUGCUUGAGAAAUCUAGUCUGCCAGGAGAUGCGUGGCAUUUAAGAAAAAUGGACUGGUGCUAUGAAGCUGGGGAGCCAUUAUGUGGAGAAGAUGCAACAUUGCAAGAGCUUAGGAUAUGUUCUGGAGACACAUUGCUUUUAAUUGAAGGAAAACUUCCUCUUCCGGGUUUCCUGAAGGUGCCCAUCUGGUGGUACCAGCCUCGUGGUCACUCAGGACACUGGGAGAGUCAAGACCAGCCUUGUACCUCUUCUCAAGGCAAUGGCUGGAGAGCUGCUAGUACCCAAGGUGCCCCUGGCCAUGUGGCUGCGGAAGUUUCUCUCGUCUACUUGGGAGACAUGGAUAUCUCAGAAGAUGCUGCUUUGGUGGACCUGAAGUCUCAGGCCAGAGCCUUAACCUCUUCCUCAGAGCUUGCCGUCCCUGCCCCAGCCCUCCUCAGAGCCUGGACGGUGGAGAGCAGGCGCCCUGGCAGGCUCUUACGCACUGACCGGCAGCGGCUCAAGGAAUAUAAACUAGGACGGAGACCCGAGAUCUGCCUGGAGCCCCUUCAGGAGGAGGAGCAGCUGGGCCCCCAGGACGUACUGCUGAGGACGCAGAUGCGCAUCCCUGAGGAGAGGGCCUACGCCCCUGCUGUGGACUUGGUGUGGGACACCUCCCGAGGCUGGACCACUGGCUCCCUGAGGCAGAGAGUGGCCGAUUUCUAUUCUCUUCCUGUGGAGAAAAUUGAAAUUGCCAAAUACUUCCCUGAAAAAUUUGACUGGCUUCCUAUAUCUAGCUGGAACCAGCAAAUUACCAAGAGGAAAAAGAAGAAAAAGCAAGAUACUUUGCAAGGGGCACCCUAUUACUUGAAAGAUGGAGACACUAUUGGUGUUAAGAACCUUCUGGUCGAUGACAGUGACGACUUCAGCACAGCCAGAGACGAUGCUGAGAAAGAGAAGCAGGAGCUGCUACCUCGGGGGAAGAGGGACAGCCAAGAAGUCCUUUGUGCACAGAGCAGUGAUGUCUCCAGUGCAGGGACACCUGCCCGGCCCCGAGGACCAGAAGCUUCUCUGUCUAUUCACGUUGGGAGCUUCAGAUAGCGCUUGCAACAGGAUGUGUCCCAGCACAAUGCCCAGGCUCUGCACAAAGCCAGCUAACCAUCAAUGCCUUAGAAGCAGGAGAG
This is a messenger RNA of Urocitellus parryii (Arctic ground squirrel), 4222 nucleotides long. NCBI's taxonomy places the organism in Eukaryota, Metazoa, Chordata, Mammalia, Rodentia, Sciuridae. The record is from RefSeq and is a predicted model, not a curated record.